Messenger RNA from Motacilla alba alba, 796 nucleotides. It is a transcript of the gene DYNLT5, whose product is annotated as dynein light chain Tctex-type family member 5. The record is from RefSeq and is a predicted model, not a curated record. NCBI's taxonomy places the organism in Eukaryota, Metazoa, Chordata, Aves, Passeriformes, Motacillidae. Gene Ontology annotation, cellular component: cytoplasm; cytoplasmic dynein complex. Gene Ontology annotation, molecular function: dynein intermediate chain binding. The transcript is spliced from 4 exons. Gene Ontology annotation, biological process: microtubule-based movement. Bases 23 to 406 code for a protein of 127 amino acids.
UCCCCUCACGCAGCUGAGGGCAAUGGAGGGCGGUGAAAGCCCCGCCGAGCCCGGCUCGGGGCCUGCCAGGCGCUUCCCGGUGGCGGCGGUGGAGGAGAUCCUGAGGGAUGUGCUGGGGAGCGUCCUGAGGGAGCGGCGCUACGAGCCGGGGCCGUGCCGGGAGGCGGCCAAGGACAUCGCCGAGGUCGUUAAGGCGCGGGUCAAAGCGCUGGAGGUGCCCAGGUACAAGAUCGUGGUGGUGGCACACGUUGGGCAGCUGGGUGGGCAGAGCCUGCAGAUCAGCAGCAGGUGCCUCUGGGAUCCCGAGAGCGACACGUUUUCCUCCUACGUGUUCAAGAACACCUCGCUGUUUGCUGUGGCAAAUGUCUAUGGAAACAUUACUGGAAGUAUUUGGAUCAGGGAAUAAAGCAUGGGUUUUGCCUGCCCACUUUCAGGGCUGGUACUGAUGGCCCGAAGUCUCUCCUGGUGCAGCCAUUCCCCACCGAGGUGGGAUCUGGCUCACCUUGCUCUGAAUCUGAAACCAGGCUUUUUGCUACCCCUAUUUCCCAGCUGAAACCUGCUGUUAGGUUUUCCUGAGCCAGAGAACAAACCUAUCACAAGCUGCUUAUUUUAUUAGGUUUUAGGUGCAAAGCUGAAACCAGAACAGUAGUUAGUUGGGAAGAAACACUUCAUGUACUCCUGACUAAAAGUUUAACCCACUGUAAACACUGUGAAAUGCAGACAACCUGAAACCACUUACUGGUGUGCACUGUGACAUUUAGCACCCCAAAGCUAGAAUUAAAGAACACGACUGAAA